Letharia columbiana is the source of this 1689-nucleotide messenger RNA. RefSeq lists its product as uncharacterized. The transcript is spliced from 7 exons. The record is from RefSeq and is a predicted model, not a curated record. NCBI's taxonomy places the organism in Eukaryota, Fungi, Ascomycota, Lecanoromycetes, Lecanorales, Parmeliaceae. Gene Ontology annotation, molecular function: protein binding; protein-membrane adaptor activity. Gene Ontology annotation, cellular component: fungal-type vacuole membrane. Bases 1 to 1689 code for a protein of 562 amino acids. Gene Ontology annotation, biological process: nucleus-vacuole junction assembly; vacuole inheritance.
AUGGGGAAUUGCGGGUCUUCGUGCUGUAAAGGUCGCUCGAGGGAUGCUCUGUACGAGCCCGCGCUCGCAGAUAGCGAGAGGGAAGCUGUCGCAGACCUACUACAGUAUCUUGAGAAUCGAGGCGAGACCGACUUCUUCUCUGGGGAGCCUCUUCGAUCUCUGAGCACCCUCGUCUACUCGGAGAAUGUCGAUCUACAACGGAGUGCUAGCUUGACGUUUGCCGAGAUCACAGAACGAGAUGUCAGAGAAGUCGACCGAGAUACCCUCGAGCCCAUCCUCUUCCUCCUUCAAAACGACGAUAUAGAAGUACAAAGAGCAGCCAGCGCGGCGUUAGGAAAUCUGGCCGUGAAUACCGAGAACAAGGUCGCCAUCGUUCUGCUUGGUGGUCUUUCCCCUCUGAUACGGCAAAUGAUGUCCACCAACGUCGAAGUUCAAUGCAACGCCGUGGGCUGCAUCACGAACCUGGCAACACACGAAGAUAACAAAGCCAAGAUAGCAAGAUCAGGAGCACUGGGCCCGUUGACCAGACUUGCUAAAUCUAAGGACAUGAGAGUACAAAGGAACGCUACGGGAGCUCUGUUGAAUAUGACUCAUUCAGAUGAUAAUCGACAGCAGCUGGUUAAUGCUGGCGCUAUUCCUGUUCUUGUGCAGCUUCUCUCUUCUCCGGACGUCGACGUUCAAUACUACUGUACCACAGCCCUGAGCAACAUUGCGGUCGAUGCUGGCAAUCGAAAGAAGCUUGCCCAGAACGAGUCACGUUUAGUCCAGUCACUUGUCCAUCUCAUGGACUCUUCCUCGCCCAAAGUGCAAUGCCAAGCUGCACUUGCUCUCCGAAACUUAGCGUCCGAUGAGAAAUAUCAGCUAGAAAUCGUCCGCGCUCGGGGCCUCCCACCACUGCUACGUCUGCUUCAAUCGUCUUAUCUGCCACUCAUUCUCUCUGCUGUCGCAUGCAUCCGGAACAUCUCUAUACACCCUCUCAAUGAGUCUCCCAUCAUCGAUGCCGGAUUUCUAAAGCCUUUGGUAGAGCUUUUGGGGUCCACUGACAACGAAGAGAUUCAGUGCCACGCUAUCUCUACACUACGUAACCUCGCAGCUAGCUCUGACCGCAACAAGCAACUGGUGUUGGAAGCUGGUGCGGUACAAAAGUGCAAAGAUCUGGUGCUCGGCGUGGCCUUGAGCGUACAGUCAGAAAUGACUGCUGCCAUAGCCGUAUUAGCCCUCAGCGACGAGCUGAAGACACACUUGCUCAAUCUCGGUGUCUUUGAUGUUCUGAUCCCCUUGACGGAUUCGGAGUCAAUUGAGGUCCAAGGCAACAGCGCAGCUGCUUUAGGAAAUCUAUCAUCAAAAGUCGGCGACUAUUCGAGAUUCAUCAAAGACUGGACGGAGCCAAAUGGAGGCAUACACGGAUACCUGAACCGAUUUCUCGCCAGCGGUGAUGCCACCUUCCAGCAUAUCGCCAUAUGGACAUUACUCCAACUUCUUGAAUCGGAAGACAGGGACCUCAUUGCCCUCAUAUCAAAGGCGGAAGAUGUCAUUCAGAUGAUAAAGACAAUAUCGGACAAGAACAUCGAGUCGGACGAGGAAGAAGGGGAAGAGGGAGAGGGAGAAGUGGUAGCCCUAGCGCGCCGGUCUCUCGAAGUACUCAACAAAUCGCCCGAACCCGCAAGGCAAACACUUGUCGAGGGCUAA